Molecule: messenger RNA, 1590 nt
Organism: Vicia villosa (hairy vetch)
Lineage: Eukaryota; Viridiplantae; Streptophyta; Magnoliopsida; Fabales; Fabaceae
Exons: 1
Coding region: 1-1590 (529 amino acids)
Source: RefSeq, a predicted model, not a curated record
AUGGUUGAUCCCCUCAAUAACACCAGUAAGGCUGAGGCUGUUCACACCGUUGAUAGUGACCUAGAAAUCAACAAGGAUGAACAAGGGUUUGCUAAGAAUACCAAUGUUACCGAGGAUGUUAAUGACAUCGACAAUAAUGAGCACCCUAAGGCAAACACUGAAACUGAUAAUAAUGUGGUAGACUUAGAUGAGUACUCUGACGACGAAUUACUUACCUCCUUGAAUCCUAGUGUAGCCAACAGGAUAAUGACAAGAAGAAAAGGCAAAGUUGUUGUCCAAGGUUCACCUAAAAGGAGCACUCAAGUGAACAACCUUGCCAAAGACACUGUCAGGAAGAAGAGUACUUCUGCAAGUCCUGUCAAGAGCAAAGCUGUAACCAAGAGUAAAAGGGUUGGCCCAUCAAAAUCUUGGAGCAAGGUCAUUCCAAAGAAAAGAAAGGAGCGGGAAAUUGUUGAACCUGAAUCUGAUGUUGAAGUGAAUGUCCCUGACAUUCCAUCGAGGAAGAAGCCUACAACCAAUAAGCUUGCUGCUAGUAUUCCUGAAGUUCCCAUUGAUAAUGUGUCCUUCCAAUAUGCCUCUAGUGCCAGCAGAUGGAAGUAUGUUCUCCAAAAGAGUUUGGCUGUUGAAAGGGAAUUGGCUCCAAAUGCUCUUGAAAACAAGGAGGUCUUAGAGCUGAUUCAAGAAGCUGGACUACUAAAAACUGUGUGCAAUCUUCCCAAAUUUUAUGAGAAGAUGGUUAAAGAAUUUGUGGUAAACCUAUAUGUAGAUUGUGGCAACAGCAGGACUGUAGACUACAGAAAAGUAUUUGUAAGAGGUAAGUGUGUAUCGUUCUCUCCUUCUGUGAUUAAUAAAUUCUUGGGAAAAACAGAUGAAGCUCAAGCCGAGCUGGAAGUAACAGACAACCAAGUUUGUCAAGUGAUCACAACCAAACAGGUAAAAAGCUGGCCCAUGAAAGAGAAGUUAACUGCAAGUAAGCUGAGCAUCAAGUAUGCAAUGCUUCCCAAGAUAGGGGCAGCUAAUUGGGUUCCAACAAAUCACAAGUCCACUAUCUCAACUGUGCUUGGUAGAUUUAUGUAUGAUGUAGGAAUAAAGGCAAAAUUUGAUUAUGAAGCAUAUAUUUUUGACCAAACCAUGAAGCAUGCUGGAAGCUUCAGUAUUAAGGGUCCAAUUGCCUUUCCAUCCCUCUUGUGUGGUUUCAUUCUAGAUCAAUACUCAAACAUUCUCAAUGAACAUGAUAUAGUGUGCAAAAGAGAGAGUCCCUUGGCCUUCCAUUACAAACUAUUUCAGGGAAAGCAUGUUCCAGACAUUGUCAUGAUAUCAGCUGAAACGUCCAAAUCUGGAGCAUCAGUCAGCAAAGCAAAAGUCAUAGCAAUGCUAAAAGAGAUUUGCAAAGAACUGGAAUCAAGAAAAAUAUCUCUUGAAAAAAUGAUACGUACUCUGGAAAUGGAUGAGAAUGAGGAAUUUGCAGACACUGAAGAGAUGGAAGAUAAAGAUGAACAAGAAUUGGAAGAAGAAAGUGCUAGUCCGGCUGAUGACUCUGAGAAAGAAAGUUCUUCAGACACCUCAAGUGGGUCUGAAUCUGGGCAGUAA